Molecule: messenger RNA, 405 nt
Organism: Leptonychotes weddellii (Weddell seal)
Lineage: Eukaryota; Metazoa; Chordata; Mammalia; Carnivora; Phocidae
Source: RefSeq, a predicted model, not a curated record
AGGCUGGCGCACAGUCAGAUCCACAGCAUCCGGGACCUCCAGCGACUCCUGGAGAUAGACUCCGUAGGGGCUGAGGAUGCUUUGGAAGCGAGUCUGAGAGCCCACGGGAGCCAUGCCACCAAGCAUGCACCUGAGGAGCCGCCCGUGCCCAUCCGGAGGAAAAGAAGCAUUGAGGAAGCCAUCCCCGCGGUCUGCAAGACCAGGACGGUCAUUUAUGAGAUACCUCGGAGCCAGGUCGACCCCACGUCUGCCAACUUCCUGAUCUGGCCCCCGUGCGUGGAGGUGAAGCGCUGUGCAGGCUGUUGCAACACCAGCAGCGUCAAGUGUCAGCCUUCCCGCGUCCAUCACCGCAGCGUCAAGGUGAGCCCUGGGCCCCGCCUGGGGCGCCCCGAGGCUGAAGGCUGA